Molecule: messenger RNA, 603 nt
Organism: Liolophura sinensis
Lineage: Eukaryota; Metazoa; Mollusca; Polyplacophora; Chitonida; Chitonidae
Exons: 4
Source: RefSeq, a predicted model, not a curated record
AUGCCUGUGCUGCUGAAGAAUGAAGCAUAUUAUUUUGACUGCAUAGCGAUUCUGCAAUCCUGUCUGGAAUAUUAUAAUGAAAAGUUUGAAUCCCUGGACAUUCCAAUAGGCGAUUACCAGCUGACUAAGGUGCGACUGCGAGGAGCUCGGAACUUGAAGGAUGGAGCUCAUACAUGAGAAGAGAGGUUUGAAAACCUUCAGCCGAUGGUAGUGGAAUUCUUCCAGAUCCAGCAAGACUUCCUCGAGAAACUCUGCAAGACAUGUUUGAAACUCCCGAAAGGACAGGAACAAGGAACCAUGGCAAACCUGAAAGCUGUUAUACAACGAUCAAACGUAAACGGACAGGUUAAGGUCAGUUUUAAGUCACACGAGGAUUUGAUAAUGACAUCUGGGAAAUCUGACCUGGUACAGCUGGCCAUGGAACACUUUGGCUUAGGAACACAGGACUCCUCUCCUACAGCCAACCCACCACCGCAAAAUGUUGGAAUGUUUGAACGUCCCCGGCAUCAGAAAGUCUUUCACUUAUUCAUGGAUCCUUUUGUGGAAACAUAUGUCACACCAUUCCAGCUUGAAGAGGUAAUUAUGGCUGUAAAUUCAUGUUGA